Molecule: messenger RNA, 1161 nt
Organism: Penicillium bovifimosum
Lineage: Eukaryota; Fungi; Ascomycota; Eurotiomycetes; Eurotiales; Aspergillaceae
Product: elongator complex protein 4
Exons: 2
Coding region: 1-1161 (386 amino acids)
Biological process (GO): tRNA wobble uridine modification
Cellular component (GO): elongator holoenzyme complex; cytoplasm; transcription elongation factor complex
Source: RefSeq, a predicted model, not a curated record
AUGUCUUUUCGCAAGCGAAACAUUGGUCUUUCUCCCGGUGUUGACCGCAACGCUGUUCCCAAUGCUACCGCUCAGCCCGUGCCAGAGAGCACGCCGGGCAUCCGCCCCUCCCCCGAUGAUGGACGGCCAACAACCUCAACGGGGACUCGAUCUCUAGAUAAUCUUCUUGCGGGUCAUGCGGGCCUUCCAAUGGGAAAACUACUGUUGAUUGAGGAGAAUGGAACUACAGAUUUUGCGGGCGCAUUGCUCCGUUACUAUGCGGCAGAGGGCGUGGUUCAAGAGCAGAAGGUUCAUGUUAUUGGAGUACCAGAGCAAUGGGGCCGAAGUUUGCCUGGCCUGAUUGGUUCAGCAGAAUCUUUAGAUGAGAAGAGAUCUGACAGACGCAAAGAUGAUCGCAUGAAAAUUGCAUGGCGAUACGAGCGACUGGGCGAGUUUGGAGCAGUCGCUGGUUCGCGCGGUGCCCCUACUACCCCCGGAGAACAGGACGCAGCAGCAAAAGAAGCGCCCGCUUUUUGUCACGCCUUCGAUCUCACGAAACGUCUCACACACCCAUCUAUCACCAACAUGUCUUUCAUCCCAAUUGUGCCCUCGAAAGACUCGCCAUUCCCCGCUAUUCUCAAACGACUCGAAACUGCAAUCACAUCCAGCGCAGCCGACACCAUUCACCGUAUUGUCAUUCCUUCUCUGCUCAACCCCACAAUGUACCCGCCUGAUGCCUGCCAACCCGCGAAUGUGCUCCAGUUCUUCCAUGCCCUUAAAGCGCUGAUGAGUGCGCACACCACCCGUGUGACCGCAAUGAUCACUAUGCCUCUGUCUCUGUAUCCCCGCUCAUCAGGUUUGGUUCGCUGGAUCGAGUUGCUUAGUGACGGUGUCCUUGAGCUUUGUCCCUUUCCACACUCCGCGGAUGCCAUGGCUACCUCGGGAGCGGCGACCUCACAGGAAGAACCACCCCAGGGUAUGCUCAAGACCCAUAGACUCCCAGUGUUGCAUGAGCGUGGCGGUGGAAGCGAUCAGAAUGUUGGACAAGACUGGGCGUUUAUCUUGAGUCGUCGGCGGUUCGAGAUCAAGCCGUUCAGUCUACCACCGGCUGAGGGGGACACUGAGGCGCAAGAUGCGUCGGCUGCAGGCGGAAUGCCCAAGAAAUCGGAUCUCGACUUCUGA